GAGGAGCGAGUGGAAGCUUGGAAUUCCUUGUUUAGAACUUACGGUCUCCUUUGUUAUUCGCCCUCGGGAAGAUUCUAGACUUGCCUACAGCUAGCUGUUAGUCAAAGCAACCUACAAAAGACCUUCCCGCCUCCUGAUCAGGUGACUUCAUUGCCUAGCAACAGGACGCUUUGCUGCAGCAGGCACAGACUUGACCAGGGCUAGUUUCCUGCGGGAAGCCAAAUGUCUGAAGAAAAACCUCAAGAAUGUGCGGAGGAGCUGGAGCCGGGGGAGCCCAAGGCUAAGCCCGCCCUAGAGGAGCCGGAGCCGGGGGAGCCCAAGGCUAAGCCCGCCCCAGAGAAGACCAGCGACUACUACCGCAUUAGCGAGAAGCUCCCAGUCAGGUUCAACAACCCGGGGUGGUUUCAUGGCUACGGGACCAGGGAAGCUGUUUCCAUGUACAGGACCAGUAACCAAACGUACGGGAGCAGAGCCCCCACCGUGCAUGAGAUGCCGAAAGUAUUUUAUCCAUCUUCAAAUAAGUUUUCCAGACAACACGCAGCUUUUGGAAUGUUCCAGAGUCAUAAUAUUAAUGUCACCCUGGAGAAGAGCUUAGUGACCGGGCCUGACAAUCACAUCACCCACUAUGACCGCUUGAACUUUCACCCCAGUUACAAUGUCAACAGGCCGUCCAUCUGUGACUAAGGGAGCUGGGUUCCUGUCCUCGGGGCUCUCCUGACUCAGGGCUGCUUUGGGGAGCAUGGAUGCCCUUGAUCCUUGACAGGUGACCUAUUCUAAAGGCUUGGAUCUCACUGCCUUCUCAGAAAACACUUUUCUUUUCCAGGGGAGAAAAAUGUGCAAAUAGAGCCAUAAUAUCUUGUGUUCUGCAUUUCACACAGGAAAGAUGCUGACAGCAUCUUUGUUUUAUUAAAAAGUUGC
Molecule: messenger RNA, 918 nt
Organism: Mus caroli (Ryukyu mouse)
Lineage: Eukaryota; Metazoa; Chordata; Mammalia; Rodentia; Muridae
Gene: Pierce1
Product: piercer of microtubule wall 1
Biological process (GO): axoneme assembly
Cellular component (GO): axonemal microtubule
Source: RefSeq, a predicted model, not a curated record